AGUCCGCAAAUUGUAAUUGACGGUGCCAAACGCGCCAAUUGUAAUUUGUAAUCAAUUGCUUUGUUACUUAUACGAAGUGUUUCUGUGAGUUGGAACUGAACUUUAUUCAGACAGAAAUGGGAGAGGAUCGAGAAGUUAACGGAGACGUAGGAGAAACACAAAGUGAACAAAACCCAAAACACCAAGCAAAAGAAGAUAAUAACGUGACAAUAAAUACAAAUGCAAAUGAAACUAGCAUAGCCAAAGAAAACUCUGAUGGUACCAGUUCGAAUGUGUCUAACUACAUACAAAAUAUUAAAAUAUCUAACUCAAGUACCGGCCUCGCGUUAAACGACAAAGAAAAUUGUAAAGAGGCGCCAUUAUUCACAGAUUCCAAAACUGUUGUCAGAUUUUCGCCAGCAUGGAAACAGACCGUGGCAGCGUCAGCAGCAAUCCUGAUGACCUUCACUUCUGGUCUCACGUCCGGUUACUCAGCAAUUGUCCUACCACAGUUGAAAGAGCCUGGUAGCGUUAUUCCAUGGGAUGAGGACACAGCAUCAUGGAUAGGUAAAAUACUAUAUUGAUUUUAUCACGCUCGCUUUUGUCUUGCUUAGCCAGAUCGCCACAAUCUUCGAAUUCAUCGCCACUUACCACAACCCUUAAAGUCCACUGUUGAACAUAGAGCUGUCCAGUUGUAGGGAUGGUUUGCUUAAAUAGUCUCUCUUGGCAGGCGGGUUACAGUCGCAUUACCAGUACCAGGUACCACAGUUUGGACGCUGCUACCGAUCAGAGGUCUGACGUUAGAUUACGUCUGGAAUAAACGAGAUGGUAUGGAGGACGAAAUGGGGCACAACAUGGCAAAUGAGUAUAUUAUGCAGACUUUAUAUAAAACUGGUGUACUGACGUUGUAAGAAUAUACACUAACCCAUAUCGCCCCAUGGGUGUAAGAGGCGACAGAGGGAAAUCAGGAGAUGGAAGGCAGCGUCUACCUAAUAACCACUAUAAAAUAAAAACAACUGUGGUUGCUAACCCACCUGCUAAACGUGGCAACUAUAGUAAAUAUCCUCUAUCACAGGCACCGCGGCACAGGCCUCCAUUCAUUUCUAAAAGAGUUUUUGGACAAGGAACAAUCCUCAAUGUAUGCGUGUCGGACUUUGCAUGUCCUCCAAAUAUAAUUAUUCUUUCAGACAAGAAGGUUUCCUUACGAUGUUUACUCUAACCGCAGAAGUCAAUUAACUUUUAAAAUUGCAACAAAAUAUUUAGCUUUUGGUGAUUUGUAUGACUCCCACGUUGGUCUACUGGUUGUAUAUGCAACUACGUGGGUUCCAAUCCGUGGUCGAGUUAUAGGGUCUUUCUGUCAAUAUAUUCUCAGUAGCAGCCUGGAGUCAGGCAGUUGUCGAUGUUUCACCGCCGUUCCUCGGAAAGCAUGCAAAACCGUCCUCCUGAUCUCUUUCCGGUCCUGUUAGAUCACCAUCAUCAGGACAUGACUAAUAGAAUAGAAAGCCUGAGCUUGCGCAAUUAUUGUGCAAUUAAUCCUGUCCUUCGCACAUGGCUAGUCUCUGUUAAAACUGGCGAUAGAUGGAGAUAGAUCUCGACUUGCUCUCAUAUAUAUUUUAAAGAAAGCGCUUAUUCUCUGUGUUGCCAUGUUUUAUUUAAAAAGGUACAUAAAUUCAUUUAUGUACUUCUUUGAAGCUAUUCGUCUUUAUGGCUCCUUAAUUACAUUUCACAACCAGACAUCCCGCCGUGAUAGCCCGCGUGAUCGCCGAUGCCAAAUUUUGCAUUCUUGAAAAUAAUAUAAUGCGAUAUAAUAUAAUUGAUCUGCCAUUUUUCCAUGCGUAUUGGAGUUAAUUAAUUAAUUAAGUUAAUUAUAAAACGCUUAAUUAGAAAUGUACAACAUUUAUGUCAUUUUGGCAUAUAGUGUCAUAUAGUAGGAACGUAAAAAAAUCAUCAUCCCAUUUUGUUCCGUCGUAAUAACGGAGGAAGUUUUCAAUUCAACUGGAUGUUCUCUUUUAUGUGUAUGUUACGCGAUACAUUUGUCAAUUGUAGAUCGACCAUUCAUUCCAUUUCAUUAUAUCCAUUAAAAGUCCACUGCUGAACAUAGGUCUCUCUAUGCCACCUCACAAUCUAAGAAGAUUGCCUCAUAGGUGGAAUAUUUGCCAUAGUUUCCACGCUUCACACAGAUCAUUUUUUUGUCUUACUAUCAGGCAGGGCUGCAGCAUAAUCCUGCAGCAACUUCAAAUGCUUCAAAUGCCUUCUAUCUCCUCUUUAGUUUCCCUCGGUCCCUUCUUACGACACCCACGGGACGAUAUUAGGUAGUGAAUGUUCUUACACCGCCACUACACGGUUGUUAGAAUAGAAUAGAAUAGAAUAGAAUGAUUUUUAUUCAAUAUGGAUUAUUACAUAAUACUUAUUGAAAGUCAUUAUUUUAUUUACCACUGUUAACUCAAGAGUCCAAAAUUAGACUGUAUUAUUUACUGUAACUCUAAUAACUUUACUAAAUUAUUAUCGCACUAAAGUGCUAUAACUAGUCCACGUAUUGUCGGUGAAAUUCAACCACCUCCGCUACAUUAUCAUCAUCAUCAUUACAGCCCUUCACAAUCCCACUGCUGUACAUAUGCCCACCUUAAAUAAUGCCACAAAGCACGGUCCUGAGCCACCUGCAUCCAUCGACUUCCUGCAUGUCUUACCAGGUCGUCAAUCCAACUAGUGGCUGGCCCUACCUUCACUUGCCGGUACCAUGUUCGAUUACUCUUACCCAAUUUACAAAAUUCUGAUAUUUAAAAUUGGAUAUAUUUUCACACAUCGAACGCGAAGCGGAGAUGUAGUGCUCUAUUGUCACCAAAUCAAAAAAUCAUGAUUAACUCAACUUAAAUCACUUCUACCAGCUUUAUAUUGCAAUGCAUUUAUAUAAUAAAAAAGUACAUCAAUGGAAUGAGGAGAUUUCAAUUAAUACUGACGUAGUUAUAAGAUUAUUUAUUUCGGUUAUUAUUAAGAAAAACUUAAUUGAAAAUAAUUUCACUUGGACGUCAGUUGGUCGGUAUGGACGUGAACAAGAUAUCUUUCGAAAACUAAACUUAUCACUUUAAUUUUUUUAUUAGCUUUUAAUACAUAUUACUUUACAUUUUAAUCCUUAGUAAGGCUUUUGAAUUUCACUAUUGUAUUCAAAACAUUACAUGAGCGUUCGAAGUAUGUACUUUUGGAUUUUCCAAAUUUUUUUUUAUAUUUUAUUCUAUAUCAAUUACUGAAUAUGCCCUUAAUUUUUCUGGUAAAAAUAGUGUAGUAUGAUAUUAUAUUGUUUAAUAUGUUGUUCGUUUAAUUUUUCAGCGGCAAUGGCAGCCUUACCAAUGGCUCCAGGAUGUCUCCUCGCAGGAUGGAUGAUGGAAAAGUUUGGUAGACGCAACUCGCACUACAUAGUCUGUGCACCACUACUUCUGGGCUGGAUCUUCAUAUCAUGCGCAAACAAUCUAACCCUGAUGCUAAUCGGGAGAUUCCUAACUGGCCUUUGUGUUGGUCUACUGGGACCAUUAGUCCCGGUCUACAUUGGAGAGACAUCCGAGCCGAAGACCAGAGGUAUCUUCCUUGCUGCAGUGUCAUUGGCAAUCGCGGUGGGGAUCCUCGUAGCCCAUAUAAUUGGCACUUUCAUCUCUUGGCAAUGGACCGCGGUGAUAUGCUGUCUGUUUCCAAUACUAUCGGUGAUUUUGCUAAGUGCAGUGCCAGAAAGUCCAACUUGGCUAAUCUAUAAAGGCCAAGUAGAUAAAGGAGUGACUGCGUAUUAUUGGCUAAGGGGUUACAGCGAAGAAGCGAAAACAGAGUUACAGAAGAUAAUUGAGAGACGUAAGACAACGGAGUCGGAGACUAUCCUAACUUGGAGGGAGAAGAUAUCUAAUCUGAAAAGUCCAGAAUUGCUGAAACCCCUAGCAAUUAUGAUCAUAUUCUUUGUUACGUGCCAAUUUUCUGGUGUGAAUGCUAUCGCGUUCUAUUCUAUUGAGAUAGUUGAGAAGGCCGUCGGGAAGGGCAUAGACCAUUAUGUGGCGAUGUUGAUAAUUGACGCGCUGAGGACGGUGAUGUCAGUGGUGGCAUGUGUCGUAUGCAAGCAAUAUGGUAGAAGACCGUUGUGCUUGAUCAGUGGUAUCUGGACGGGAUUGUCCAUGAUCGGACUGUCACUGUAUUUGUACUGGACAGAUGGGAAGCCCACGGACAUGUCCUGGCUGCCGUUAUCAUGUUUGAUGGUUUACAUUUGCGCCAUAUCGAUCGGCCUCGUACCUCUACCUUGGAUGAUGUGUGGAGAAGUGUUCCCCACGAAAACGCGAGGGCUUGGAUCUGGUAUCAGUUCUGCGACAACGUUCCUGGCGUUUUUCGUUGUUGUUAAAACGGCACCCCGCAUGAUGUCGAACCUGGGAGAAGUGUACACAUUCCUUUUCUACGGUGUCGUAGCGCUCGUUGGAACCGGAAUUAUGUACUUUAUCCUGCCUGAGACCAAGGGCAAGAGUUUACAGGAAAUCGAGGAUAAAUUUAGAGGAAUUAAAAACAAUAAAGUCUAGUCUAGUCUUCAUUAUUUUUAAGUCAAUGUUCAAUGAUAUUCUCUUAAUCGCUAUAAGCGUAAAUUUAUUAUAAUCUGUGAUAUUAUAGUCUGUAAAAUACUAAUUAACUAAGAAUAAAAUAUGUUAUUCUUUAU
Molecule: messenger RNA, 4654 nt
Organism: Parnassius mnemosyne (clouded apollo)
Lineage: Eukaryota; Metazoa; Arthropoda; Insecta; Lepidoptera; Papilionidae
Source: the annotation of a GenBank genome assembly